This is a messenger RNA of Cryptosporidium ubiquitum, 438 nucleotides long. Its product is annotated as ribosomal protein S23. Gene Ontology annotation, biological process: translation. The record is from RefSeq and is a predicted model, not a curated record. NCBI's taxonomy places the organism in Eukaryota, Apicomplexa, Conoidasida, Eucoccidiorida, Cryptosporidiidae. The transcript is spliced from 2 exons. Gene Ontology annotation, cellular component: ribosome; cytosolic small ribosomal subunit. Bases 1 to 438 code for a protein of 145 amino acids. Gene Ontology annotation, molecular function: structural constituent of ribosome.
AUGGGUUCAGGAAAACCAAAGGGUAUCAAUACUGCACGUGAACUUCGCACACGUCGUAGAACUCAGAAAUGGGCAGAUAAACAGUACAAGAGAGCGAACUUAGGUACAAGAUACAAGUCAAACCCAUUUGGAGGUGCUUCUCAUGCCAAGGGAAUUGUUGUGGAGCGUUUUGGUAUAGAGGCAAAGCAGCCAAACUCUGCUGUUCGUAAAUGUGUUCGUGUACAACUCAUUAAGAACGGCAAAAAAAUCACAGCAUUCGUUCCACGUGAUGGUUGUUUGAACUACAUUGACGAAAAUGAUGAAGUACUAGUAGCUGGUUUUGGUCGCAAAGGUCACUCAGUUGGUGAUAUUCCAGGAGUGCGUUUCAAAGCUGUGAAGGUGUCCGGAGUAUCAUUGCUUGCAUUGUUCAAGGAAAAGAAGGAAAAACCUAGAUCUUAA